GCCGCCGACGGUGACUCGGUGAGUCCUCAUCGACUCAACCGCCGGCAGCCUGACCCCAUGUCCCGUCCGCCUACACUGCCGCCGGUGAGUGCCCCGUUUUCAGUUUCAGUGUCUGCGGAAUCAGAGCCGGGGUUUUCGCACGCGGGGGAGCACUCGGAGUCUCAUCUCUUUCGUGCAAAUUUGGUACGAGCUGAUUGGAAAGUCCGAACCUUUUUCGGGGUAAGUCCGUGUUCCAAACAACCGUUCUUCGAUUGGGAUUUCAGUCACCUAGUCGAAUUCGGAGUGAGGGAUCCCUUGAUUCCGUUGCUGAUCUAUAAAUUUAGAGCCACAAGGCUGCCCUCGGUGUGCUUCUCCCGGAGAUCCAGUUUUGGCCCCCGCGGCAGGAAGCGACUCAUUCAUCUUCCGCUAGAGAGAUCCUGUUCUGGUUUGCCCCAAUGGAGAUGUGCAUCAGAGACGGGAUGAUGAGCCUAGGCUGCCUGUGCCGUCUGGUCUUGCGAGCUUUGCCCAAGAUCUUAGCUUUUUCUCCCAGUUUACUCAAGACAGUCCAAAGAGAUGACCAUGCUCAUCCACCACUCAUGGAGUCAGCUAUUGUGGGCAGUGAAUCGCUGGGGCUGCCGCAGGACAUCCUGAUGGAUAUAUUUGCCCUCCUGGAGAUCCCUGACCUUGUGCGUGCAGGAUCAGUCUGCUCCUCAUGGCACGCCGCCUACACCAGUCUGUGCGUCACUGGACCUUGCAGGCUGCAGCAGACACCAUGCCUCCUGUACACCUCUGAAUCUGCCGGUGCGAGGGCCGCAGGUCUUUACAGCCUCACGGAGAAGAAGGCCUACACAGUGACUCUCCCAGACCCGCCUAUCCGUAGUAGGCAUAUCAUCGGCUCCUCCUAUGGUUGGAUCAUCACUGCAGAUGAGAGGUCUGAGCUGCACCUAGUCAACCCCAUCACCGGCGAGCAGAUUGCCUUGCCAUCGGUCACGACCAUCGAGCAGGUGAAGCCAAUCUUUGAUCACGAAGGCGCCGUGUGCAAUUAUGAGUAUUCGUGGUACACUGGAGAUGAUAUCAUUUCAGACACACCGUCAAUCUUUGUUCCUAGCAAGCUGCGGGAUUUCCUCUUCUAUAAGGCCUUUCUGUCUUCGGAUCCGGCCAUGGGAGACUACUUCGUGGUGCUCAUCCACAACCCACAUUCGCAGCUUUCGUUUGCAAGGGCAGGGGACGAUAAGUGGACCUGGUUGCCACCACACAGCGACUAUGCAGACUGCUUUUUUAAGGGGGGGUUGUUGUAUGCAUCCACUUUGUUAGGGGAAAUCCAUACAAUCGAUCUUGGUGACCCUGCAGUCACACAGGAGAUAUUUUUGGGCAAGGUGAAAGAUAUUUAUUACGAGAGAAUUUACAUUGUUCAAGCUCCUUGUGGUGAGCUGCUGCAAAUAUGGAGGUCUGAUGCAGAUGAUGAAUAUGAUUCAGACUUGGAAAUCGAGUUUGACCGUGAAUCUUAUGUGUCCAUUACCUCCGCGAUCAAGGUUCAUAAAGUGGAGCCUACAUCAAAAAAGCUUGUGGAAAUAAGUAGCUUGGGUGAGAAUGUGAUGUUUCUCGGGCACAACCAAUCACUUUGCCUCCGUGCUGAAGAAUAUCCGCAGCUGAAGGCAAAUCAUGUCUACUUCACUGAUGAUGACGAUCUCUAUAUUAUGGGAUUCCAAAAUAACCGUCGUGAUAUUGGUGUAUUUGACUUGGAAAAUAAUAGCAGCGAUGAAAUAGUAUCCCCUCAGCUUUGGUCCAACUGGCCAGCCCCUGUGUGGCUGAUUCCGAAUCCCAGGAGCAUAAGUUUAGCAUCGCGCAAUUAGAUAUAUGUAGCUUCAUACCUCUUUUCCUAUGUAUUUAACAGCAUGCUGCCUGUGUUUGUGCUGCAGUUGUCAUUUUUUUUCAUGAACAAGUUUCAUCUCA
This is a messenger RNA of Phragmites australis (common reed), 1932 nucleotides long. RefSeq names its product F-box protein At5g25290-like. The transcript has a single exon. Bases 435 to 1832 code for a protein of 465 amino acids. The record is from RefSeq and is a predicted model, not a curated record. Gene Ontology annotation, molecular function: protein binding. NCBI's taxonomy places the organism in Eukaryota, Viridiplantae, Streptophyta, Magnoliopsida, Poales, Poaceae.